Molecule: messenger RNA, 2526 nt
Organism: Lycium barbarum (goji berry)
Lineage: Eukaryota; Viridiplantae; Streptophyta; Magnoliopsida; Solanales; Solanaceae
Product: G-type lectin S-receptor-like serine/threonine-protein kinase At4g27290
Exons: 8
Coding region: 1-2526 (841 amino acids)
Biological process (GO): protein phosphorylation; recognition of pollen
Molecular function (GO): ATP binding; protein serine/threonine kinase activity
Source: RefSeq, a predicted model, not a curated record
AUGAUGUUCCAAAUAAUUCCUAAUUCAUUUGUGAUGCUUCUCUUUUUCUCGAUUUUCUUGUCCCUCAAUUCCUCUGUUUCCUUUGGACAAGAAUUAUCAACUGGAGACCAAAUUGGCACAAACAAAACAAUUACCAUUGGUGUUACUAUUGUUUCUUCUGGUGGAAACUUUGAAUUAGGCUUUUUUACACCAAACAACGGUUCCAGUUAUUUCAUUGGCACCUGGUACAAAAACAUUAGCCCACAAACAGUAAUUUGGGUGGCGAAUCACAACUUGCCUCUUUCUUUUCCUGAAAUGGCCAAUGCAGAAUUCGCGAUCACGAAUGGCAAUUUGGUCCUCCUGAAUGGCACCAAACAGCUAAUUUGGUCUACGAAUAUCGACUCCACAGAGCAUAAUUCUGUCGUAGCUGUUCUUGGUAAUGAUGGGAAUUUUGUCUUGAGAGAUUGUUCAAAUUCAACUUCUCGUGUACUCUGGCAAAGUUUCGAUCAUCCUAGUCAUACAUUUAUGCCUGGCUCGAGAACUGAUUACAACAAAAAUACCAAUUCCACGCGAUACAUCACGUCCUGGAGGAGUUCAGAAGAUCCUAGUCCGGGGCCUUAUACAGUCGAAAUUAAUCCAACCAAUGGCCAGUUUCGGGCAAUGUGGAAUAGGACUGAGGAAUACUGGAACAGUGGAUCCACUUGGGAUGGAGAUAGUUUCAGCAGCGUGCCGUAUAACAUUCCCAACACGACGGUUAAUUAUACAUAUGUCAACGAUGACAACGAGGUUUAUUACUUCAGUCCGUUAGUCAUAUCAAGAUUCGUGAUCGAUGUAACGGGGGAAAUGAAGCAGUUCACAUGGUUGGAUAGUUCCAAGCAAUGGAAUGUGUUUUAUCUUCAACCAGCACAGCACUGUGAUGUCUAUGCUUAUUGUGGGGCAUUUGGAACUUGCAAUCCGCGCUUAACUUCAGUAUGCAGGUGUUUGCCAGGUUUUGCUCCUAGAUUAGACACAGAUUGGGAUUUGGAUAUUUUUUCUCAAGGUUGUGUUAGGAAAAAAAAAUUGAGCUGUGGUAAUUCCAGUGCUACUUUUAAGGACAGGUUUAGGAUGAUAUCCUAUGUGACAUUACCCAAAUACUAUGAAACUGUCAAAGUCACAAAUGCAACACUAUGUGAAUCUACUUGUUUCAAUAAUUGUUCUUGUACUGCUUAUGCUUAUGAUGGAACUGAAUGUUUAACUUGGACUGGAGAAUUGCUAAAUCUGCAACAACUAUCUCAAGAUGAUCAUAGAGGAAGAAACUUGUUUAUCAAACUUGCUGCUUCUGAUUUUCCAAGUGAUGACCAAGCAACGAAGAAGAAGAAGCAAUCAUGGACAAGGCUCAAAAUCAUCGUUCUAGCAACAAUAUCUGUGACAAUUAAUCUAUUAGUAUGCUGCUUUAUCUACAUUUACUGUAGAAGAAAGAUUGCAAAAGGAAAAGGUCAAAGGAAUUUUUUUGCUCACUUGCAGAGUAGAGAUAACGAUUUGACAAAUGAAGAUGAUGACAAUAACAUCGAUAAUGUUCCAUUUUUUAGUUUUGAAAGCAUAGUAGCUGCUACAAAUCAAUUCUCAGAGGCAAACAUGCUGGGCCAAGGAGGGUUUGGUCCCGUUUAUAAGGGUAAAUUUCUAGGAGGACGAGAGAUUGCAGUUAAAAGAUUAUCAACUCAAUCUCGACAAGGCAUAGAAGAAUUCACGAAUGAAGUGUUAUUGAUCGCCAGAGUUCAACAUAGGAAUUUGGUUAAACUUUUGGGCUAUUGUGUAAAGGGAAGAAACGAAAAGAUUGUACUUUACGAGUACAUGUUAAAUAAAAGCUUGGACACCUUCAUAUUUGAUCAACAAAAUCGCGCACUACUGGACUGGAAAAAGCGAUUUGAUAUUAUUGUUGGAAUUGCCCGUGGAAUGUCUUAUUUACACCAUGAUUCAAGGUUGACAAUCAUCCAUAGAGAUCUGAAAACUAGUAAUAUUUUACUAGACGGAGGAAUGAACCCCAAAAUUUCGGAUUUUGGCUUAGCAAGGAUUGUCCAAGGAGAUUAUACACUAGCAAAUACAACAAAAAUCGCUGGAACCUGUGGCUAUAUGUCUCCGGAGUACGUGUUGAAUGGAGUGUUCUCAACCAAGUCAGAUGUUUUUAGUUUUGGAGUAAUAAUACUCGAGAUUGUCAGUGGCAGAAGAAACACUGGAUUUAAUCAAUGCGAAGAAGCAAUGAACCUCAUACAAUAUGCUUGGAGACUGUGGACAGAAGAGAAGGCAAUCACUAUGGUUGAUGAAUCGUUACUUGAAACAUGUAACAUGGAUGAAGCACUAAAAUGCAUAAAUAUUGGUCUCUUGUGUGUACAAGAACACCCUUGUCAACGUCCCAGUAUGUCAAGCGUCAUAUUAAUGCUUGGGGGCGAAAGCAUGAUCCUUCCGAAACCUAACCAGCCAGCUUUUGUGGCUAGAACUGCUAUUUCUAGUAAAUCUACAACUUCGUAUACCAAGAAUGGGCUAACAAUUACAAUUGAACAAGGCCGAUAA